This is a messenger RNA of Cyphellophora europaea CBS 101466, 1317 nucleotides long. RefSeq lists its product as uncharacterized. Gene Ontology annotation, molecular function: flavin adenine dinucleotide binding; saccharopine oxidase activity; sarcosine oxidase activity. Lineage: Eukaryota; Fungi; Ascomycota; Eurotiomycetes; Chaetothyriales; Cyphellophoraceae. The record is from RefSeq and is a predicted model, not a curated record. Bases 1 to 1317 code for a protein of 438 amino acids. The transcript has 2 exons.
AUGACUAAUCCUCGCCACUCCUACCUCAUUGUUGGCGCCGGCGUCUUUGGCGUUUCCACAGCCUAUCACCUCAUCAAGAGAUACCCUGACGCUUCUGUAACGAUCAUUGAUCGCGAUGCGUACGAUGCUGACAGCCGUGUCGCUGCUUCGUGGGACUGGAACAAGGUAGUGCGGGCCGACUACGACGAUAUUGUCUACUGCCAACUGGCUCUCGAAGCGCAGGACAUCUUCAACUCGGAUCCGCUAUGGAAGCCAUAUUUCCACCAGACUGGCAUCUACUGGAUCUGCCGGAGUGACUAUGCCCAGGAUGUUAUCGACAACUACAAGAAGCUUGGCAGAAAGGCAGAUCUGUCUGCAGUUCCCAUCGAGGAAGCUCGCAAGCUUUAUGACGGACUGUUCGACGAUGCCGAUUACGCUGGCGUCAAGGAAGUGCUGGUCAACAAGACGAGUGGAUGGGCGGCUGCUGGCGACUGCUUGCGAGCUGUGACAAAGCACGCCAUAGAACUAGGAGUGAAGUACGUCGUCGCGGACGUGGAGACACUUGUCUUCGAGCAAGGUCGCUGCAUCGGAGUGAAGGCGACAACCGGAGAGCUUGUUGGAGCAUCCCAUGUAAUCCUCAGCUCGGGAGCCUACACACCAAAACUGCUGGAGUUGAGCGCAAAGAGCAGCGGUAUUCCAGAACUUUCGGCCGACGGCCGAAUUGUCGCUGGCGGUAUUACGACGGGCAUGACGAAGCUAGACGACAAGACUUACGAUACAUACGCGAAGAUGCCAGUUGGCGUACAGGGAUAUACUGCCAAACAAGGUCCCUUCAUUGGAAGCCUUCCGCCAACUCCUGACAGAGAGCUUAAAUGGUGGGGGCAGACAAUCUUCAGAAAUGUCAGAGAGAUUCUCCCUGGACGAUGGCUCUCUGCUCCUCCCGCUGAGCCAGACUACGCGCAGUGGCAGGUGUCCGAGAAGCUGAAGGAAGAUAUCACAUACGCCAACAGCGUUUUCUAUGGCAAGAAGAGCGCAGACUGGAAAAUGGAGAAGCACCGGAUUUGCUGGGAUGCAUUCACGACCAGCGCAGACUUCAUCAUCUCCCCACACUCGGCCGCAAAGGGCCUGUUCGUGGCUACAUGCGGCAAUUUCCAUGGCUAUAAAUUCUUCCCCGUGCUAGGAAAAUACAUUGUGCAAAUGUUGGAAGGCACGUUGGAUGCCAAUCUCGCACAGAAAUGGGCAUGGGAUCGAGUGCGGCCUGACUCUGCACUCAACCCAGAUUAUCCCCGAGCAGAGAUGAGGGACCUGUUGGACCGCACGCGGGUAGCGAAGCUGUAA